AUGGACGCUCACACCCUCAACGCAUGGACCCGCUUUGCGCUUCAAAAGGGCGGCAUCGGCUCUUGCACAGCUCUCAUCGACAAUCCUGCUUCCGAACCAGAAGAUCUCAUGUUCAUGGCCGGCGAAAAGAUUGUCGUACUUCGCAGACUCGACGACGACUCGUUCAACGCCAACCCUCGUCCCACCAGCAGCACCAGCGCUUCGCUCCACAAGAGCAAGAGUGAUCUGCUCCCCGACUCGGACGCCUGGUUCCUCGGCUACUGCGAAGGUGUCGUUGGCCGUUUCAAGGGCGCCCACGUUCAGUUUCAUGCCCGCCUCAAAAAGCCCGUUCUAAUGCGGCGCAGCGGUGCAGGCGCCAUCCGCGACUCGAGCAUGCGUCCCAUGUCCAAGAGCGAGGCUGCAAAGAUGCACCUCUCUCAAGUGCCCGCCGGUAUCCCGUUCACCGCCGUCAACUCGGACGGCGAGGAGGAUGCUCUCUCGCCCGUCGACCGCCGCCAACAAGCUCUUGCCUUGCCCACGGCGCCAUCCAACGCAUCCUUGGCUUCAUCUGCGGUGCCCCACCAGCCCACCACAUCCUCCUCCUCCUCCUCAUCAUCAUCAUCAUCAUCAUCAGCAGCAGCAGCAGCACCCGCCUUCAAGCAAGGCAGGUUCGGCCUCACAACACCGCCGCUCUCAGAUGAAGGCCACCUUCGUAAGCAAUCCAUCCCUCGCAGACCCGUUCAAGAAAAUGAUGACGACUCGGAUGACUCGACUUCGCUUCUUCCCUGGGCCAGGCACAGCAGAGAGAGCAGCACCGCUUCAUCCUCGAGUCCGGUUCGCAAGCCGUCUGCGCUUCCCACGCGCAACGACUCGCUCAUUCGUCCGUCCGCGCCCACUCGCUCUUCAUCUGCUUUCAGCCAGCAAUACAACACGCACAAGCACGCACAAGCAGCGCACACACUGCCCACCAUCCACCACCUCCCGCCUUCACCCAUCUCUUCUACCGAGUCUCCGGUGCACACCGAGUCCAAAUCGGCGCUACCCUCCAUCACAACCACUUCCACUGCUCAAUCCGACGCUUGUUCUGCCAACACCUCGGCUGACACAACCAUCACAGCCAACAGCACAGCCGCCGACUUGGCGUCGCGCACCUCGUGUACCUCGUCCAACAGCACCACCUCGACCAACGACGACUCGGACGACGAGAACGGCGUUGGCAAUCGUCGCAGGGACUACGCCUUUUCCAUCUACGACGUAUACGGACGCGACUCGGUUGCUUUUCCCAAUUUUGAUUUCCGUCAGUACGGGAGCAAGACUUCGCUCGCAAAGCUUGCCGCUUCCAGGUCGUCCGAGUCGCUCAACGUGCACAGCCAGCGCUCCUCGAGUGCCACCGAAGACCGCUUGCAGCUGCAGCUGCCGCCGUCGCCGCAGCAGCGAGGCCAGCACCUUCAACCACAGCCUGCUUCCAAGAACGAGGCUUUGCGAGCAGCGCAGCAACAAGGGCAGCCAACGCAACACCAAGCGGCUGCCAUGAUUGCUGGUGCUGCUCCGCGCCGACCUGGCCAACUCAACGUGCCUGCUGCUAACGACGCCGCUAUCCUACUCGCUUUGCGCUCACCAUCAGGUCGACGUCCUAGCGCUGCACCCGAUCCGAGGGCGGCACCCUCCGCUGGCGUACGUGGUCCGCUCAACAUGGCGUCGAGUCUGCGCCGUCAAGUCGAAACGCCUUCUGUCGCAACCGACGCUGCAGCUGUCUCGCCUCUCGAUGCCGCAGGUGCCGCUAUGGCUGCCAACUCGGCGAAUCGUGGACCCGGCGCUUUUGAUCCUCGUCGACGUCCUUCUCAGACCAACCCUACUCCACCUGCUCGCAUGCAGCCGAGUACGCUGCCUCCCAUCUACACCGGAGUUUCCAGCACAUCAGUCUCGUCAACCACAUCUUGCUCUGGCUAUGGUUCUGGCUCAUCGCCAUCUACGUCAGGUAGCGCCACCAACACCCAAGAUUCUGGCUUCAUGCAUCGACCCGGCUUUGCAGAGGCGCGUCAACAUCGCCGCUCCAUGUCGCUGGGCUCGCUCAACAAGCUCGACAAUCUUUCGCUCAAUGAUGAAGCGCACACGAACGCACCACCAUCAAUGCCACCACCCGCGCAGCUCAACGGGCCCGGCUCGGCCAACACGUCACGCCCCAGCUUCCGCGCCUCGGCGAGCUCUUCGCGCUCGCGCAACGGUCCAGCAACGUCUCCGGGACUGGGACCCGUGCGUGCAUCGUCAGACCGAUUGUCAGCGCGCGAGAAGGUCAACUCCGGUCAAGGAUCCGGCCUGCUGCGUAAAAACCCAUCGAACCCUACUCCCGGCCUCCAUGGCGGCAGCGGUGUCCACGGACUCGCUCCCAUGGCAGCGCCAAGGAGUGCUAGUCCCAUGAGCCAGCUCAGCGCACCUUCACCUGUCACGGAUGCGAGCCGACGUGGAAGUUCGGCGAGCACCGGCGCUUACUCUACGGGACCUCGCAGCCCUCAACUCCGCAGUCCGCUCGGCAUGCCCAUGCCUCCUGGACCAUCCUCGGCUCCAGUUACACCCGGCAGUGCUGGUCCACAUAGCAACGGCAUGUUUGGCUUCCCCGCUUCGCCUGGAUUGGUCACCAGCCCUGGUGGUAUGGGCAACCGAUUCGAUGCGAUGGGCUUCAUUAUCGAGCCCGGGGUUGUGCCGUCGCUGCCACCGAGCGAUGAUCCUGAACUGCGCGAAAAGUGGUUGGCAGUGCUGGCAGAAAAUGACGUCGCAGCUGCGCAGAAGAGCCGAAAGGUCAAGAAGCUGGUGCGCACUGGUGUGCCUGGUUCAGUGCGACGCGAGGUAUGGCUCUUCCUGGCCAACGCCUCGGUGCGUCGUCGACCUGGUCUAUUUGAACAGCUUUGCAAGACGUCACAGGGAACCAAGGGCAAACGUGGCAAGGAGGAGGCGUACGAGACGAUCGAAAAGGACCUCCAUCGCACCUUGCCCGACCACCGACUGUUCAUGGGCGAUAACGCGACGGGUCGAGCUGACCUUGAGGGCAUCCUCAAGUCGUAUGUCCACUUCAAUCCCAUGUUGGGCUACACGCAGGGUAUGGGCUUGCUGGCCGGAUUUGCGCUAAUCCAGAUGCCAGCCGAGGAUGCCUUUUGGCUUCUCUGUGCAGUGCUGCGAAACCCACAGAUGGAAGAGUACUACUCUGCAGGUAUGAAGCAGUUGCAUGUGGAUAGCGUCGUGUUUGACAACUUGCUCAAAACGAUGGAUCCUGAACUGCAAGCGCGCUUCGAAGAGGCAGGAUUGCAGUCGAUCAUGUUUACGCCCAACUGGUUCCUUGCGCUAUUUACGCGCGUUUUGCCUUGGACGACGCUGCUUCGUGUCUGGGACGUGUUCUUCUACGAAGGUCCCACAUGGAUGCUGCGCGUUGCACUGGCCAUUGUUCGUAUCUUGCGCGAACAGCUCGUGGACCAACAGGCUUGUCCGACGGCCGGUGAGAUGCUGCAGCUGCUGCUUCACCCUCCUCCGCACAACCUGACGGUGGAAAAUGUGCUCAACUGCGCUUUCAGUGUCAAGCUCAAGGACGGAGAGAUGCGCAAAUUGAGCAGAACGGCGAGCAAGUUGGUUCGAGAGAAGAACUUUUUGAACCAGCCCGCGGAUGCUAGAGGAAGAGCCUCGGUGAGAAGGGCUGCGAAAAAUGCGAGGAGCACCAGCGCUCCUGCUAAACGGUGA
Molecule: messenger RNA, 3705 nt
Organism: Mycosarcoma maydis (corn smut)
Lineage: Eukaryota; Fungi; Basidiomycota; Ustilaginomycetes; Ustilaginales
Exons: 1
Coding region: 1-3705 (1234 amino acids)
Source: RefSeq, a predicted model, not a curated record